AUGGGUGCCGGUGCAAGCACGCCCUCGCCUUCGCCAGCCGAGUCCGACCCGGCGGCGAAAUGUCCCGUCGACCACAAAACCCGUGAGAUAUGGCUGCAACAACACAAGGCUUCCGGUGGUGCCGCGCCUCCUCACCCGGUGCCUGGGGCAGAAUCGGACGACAAACCGAAAGCGAAAUCGCAGCGUCCAUUGUCGACUGAUCGCGAAAUUAGCAGUAUUCCUCGAGCCAUAGAUCCGACACCCCAGGGAGCCCCGGCCGUCCCUCCAUCGCCGUACUCGUCCUCAGCCGCAUCUCAUGGCACCCCGUCGAAUGCGGAGGCGGAAACCGGCCAUGACCAGAAGACCGGAAACUGGAUUUAUCCCUCGGAACGUCAAUUCUUUGAAGCGCUGAUGCGCAAAGGAAACACUCCGGCUUCCACCACCUCCCCCUCUGAACUGGCGACGUCCGUAGCGUCGAUCAUUCCUAUUCACAACGCCGUCAACGAGCGUGCCUGGCAGCAAAUCCUCGACUGGGAAAGCCAGGCCCCCCGGUCAGACCCUGGAAGCAAGAAGUGCGGGGGCCCCAAGCUGUAUUCGUUCCGCGGGCUGGGUGUUGACCCCCAGUUCCUGAGCCCCCGUGCUCGCCUUAAUAAUCUGAUGGAUGCGGCGGGGAGAGAAUUGAAUACGUGA
Molecule: messenger RNA, 669 nt
Organism: Aspergillus terreus NIH2624
Lineage: Eukaryota; Fungi; Ascomycota; Eurotiomycetes; Eurotiales; Aspergillaceae
Product: cytochrome c1 heme lyase CYT2
Exons: 2
Coding region: 1-669 (222 amino acids)
Biological process (GO): cytochrome c-heme linkage
Cellular component (GO): mitochondrion
Molecular function (GO): holocytochrome-c synthase activity
Source: RefSeq, a predicted model, not a curated record